This is a messenger RNA of Oxyura jamaicensis (ruddy duck), 3316 nucleotides long. RefSeq lists its product as uncharacterized. NCBI's taxonomy places the organism in Eukaryota, Metazoa, Chordata, Aves, Anseriformes, Anatidae. The transcript has 11 exons. The record is from RefSeq and is a predicted model, not a curated record. Bases 604 to 1170 code for a protein of 188 amino acids.
UGGGCAUUUCUGGUGGUGCAGCUCCUAAGGCUGGAUCUUCUAAGGAAAACUGGCUGAGGAAAUAUAACUCGCUGAAGGCGGUUACCUUUGUUCGAAGCCAACUGAGACAGCACCAGCACUCAGUAAUUACAGUCGUACAGUUUCCAGGAGACUCCUUCUUCACCAAACCUGUCGUCUCGUGUCCCCAUUUGUAACACUGUUCAUUAUAUCCAACCUGCUGCCGUCACUCUGGAGCUUUCAAAAGUGAUUUUGAACAAGUUUCUGCUGCCUGAUGAUGCUGGGUUGUGGGCCCAGCUUGGAGACAUUGGAGAUCCUCACACUGGCUCCAAGCAAGAGGACAGAUGGCACGUGUGCGUGCAUAAGGCUCUGGAACAGCACUGCUGAUCUGAGGAAAGUGCAGAAAGCCAAACUGAGCUCACACUGAUGCUCAGAAAAGAUCUGAAUAGGAUUCUGCUAAAUGGGUCCCACUGACUGCUGUAAAGACCUAAAACUGGUGAGCAGGUGAAGCGCAGGAAUGCGGAGCUAUGGCCUCCCCUCCAGCUUCAGCUUUGCUUUAAGGCUACCUCUGUCCUCACAUGGAUUAAAAACAAAGCUCUCUUAAAAAUGUGGCUCAUUAGCGGUUCUUGCCAACAGAGGAUGACACUUGAGCUCCUGAAGGCUGUUCAGAAGGCAGCAGGACACAAUGCCGUGCAUGGAGCCGUUUCCCUUUCAGGAAGCUUUAACAAGAACCUGCUACCUCUGUUUUUCCAAUAUAUUCAUCUGUCACCAGAGCUCCACGUGAAGUCCUCUGCUAUUCCUUCAUCAGACCGGCAGUGCGGCAGAAAGGCCUGGAGCUGGUCGGAGCCAACCCCAGGCCUGAGUGCCAGAUUGUCGAUAAAUGCAGUAAACAACAGGCUGCUUUCUUUCAGAACAAGUUAUAUGAAGUCGUCAUCCAUUUGGCGACCUGACUCUUCUGGGUUUCCUCAGAGCACAGCACUACACAUCAGCCCUGGUUACAUGGUGUACCCGAUGGGGACAUCUAAUGCAGUUGCAUUCCCUGACUACUGGGUGCUCCAGCAGCGGGAGCUGUCUGGGAUGCAGCCACCUUGUCGUCCUCAGCCACCCAAAUACCUUCAAAAAUCAGUCUUCUGGUGGACUCUGCCUUGCUUUACUGUGCCAAUAGAGACAUAGAUGCACCAAUAUUGGUGAUCAAAGGUUCCCAGGAAGCAGAGCAACGCAGUGAAACUGAAAUCAUUAUGUUGACUGAAUUUGUUACCACUGGACUCGCCCCACCAUGAAAUAGCACUGUGCAGCCAAUUGGGAUUCAUGGUCACAGCCCUUUAUUGGAUCAUCAGGGUUUAUAGUCCAUAACAAAUACAAAUACAGAAAGGAACAAUAACAGUAUGAUACAUCUGACCUAUUAUCCCACCUUACCAGAAUCUGUCUGUGUCAUGAGUACUGAAGUAGCGACCAGCUGAAUGUUUUCUGAGGGCUUUCUUUCAUACAGACAAAUGGGAGAGUCACGUAUGAAAUGGAAGCCAAGUCUCCAAAUACAGUGCUCUUUGUGCUGUCUUUAAUGACUAAAAGCCAUCCUUAUGAGUACAACAUGUCGUUUGUGAUUUUUUAAGAUAGCGGUUUGUAGGGAAGCUUGGGAGCUUUGCUUGAAGCAUGUGAACACUGCAGAAAUAUUUGGUUAGAGAAGUAACUGAAGUCAGUUCUGCGGAGUACUUCAGAAGAAAUCUGAAAUCCCAGCAGAUCACCCCUUUCAAAGAAGCAAACAUGACUGUCUACCUGCCACCAAAAUGCGAGAGCCAUCUCCAGCGUAAAAAUACAGAGUCAGCACAACCUCUGUUUGCAACUCAGCCACUCUGUGCUACACAGCAUGGCUGAUCCUUAUGUAUUUUGUCAAUCUAAUGUUUCUUUUGAAACAUAUAGAAGGUCUCUGUAGUAGAGAGAUUUAAUCUACCUAUGGCACUUUCACAGUUAUCUGUUCAGGUUAAUCUUGGGAGGCUGGUUAUAGAUAUAGGACAUUAGAUCAAUUCUUUCUGUACUCCAAUGGUAAAAUAAAAAUGGUGAUCUGAAACUCAGAUAAGCAGGGAAUCAUGAGGGCUUGAUUCCUCUUCUCUAAGUCCUGUACUAACAUGUAUGAACUAUCUAAGACUUGUACUAACACGUAGGAAACAGAAAGAUGUGUGUCCUAAAGGUCACGUCUUUGGGAGCUGUUUAUGUAUAUUUUAGAUCAUAUUUCAUGGUAGAUGGAGGUGCAUGUUUAUAUGCUGAAGAGAAAAAAUAGAAAUGUGUGUGCCAAUUGACAAUCCUGAAGUUUUCCAAGUUUGAACAACAUAAUUUCUGAUCUAGUAUAAGGUAAGUUUGGUGAAAGAUUCAGUUGUAUCUGGUCUGACCAUGCACAUGUAUUGUACCAAAGUUAGCCACUCUCUGCAUGCGCUGUCUUAAUGUUUGGAUCUUUUCUUUGGAUGUCUUGUCACUUUUGUCUCUCUCAAUCCCAGAUUGUGCCCAGCCUGCAGAUCCUAGUGCCUCUGCUUGCUUUGUUUGCAGGCUUUCAUUUUCCAGAACUACCACUGAAAGACUAAAUGGUGCCUUUUUUUAAAAUUAUUAUUUUAUUUUUAGAAGAUUUUUCUAGCAGAGUUGAGGUUUCAAAGAAAACAAAAGAGGAAUUUGGAUGUGGAUGUGCUGUGUGAGUCCUUGGGAAACAUGCUUUGGCAGAUAGCCGUGUGGAAUUGCUCCUAGGAGGGCUGUAUAUAAAAGACUUAUAUAGUACUCCUGAACAGACCUGAUUUCCAGGUCAAGGUUUAACCCAUAACAGACAAUAAUAGUUAUUGCUCUAAGGCAGUGGAGUACAGGCUGGAAUUUAUAUAAUAACAUCCUUUGUACAGGAAAAUAUGCAAAAGAUAUUCUACAUAUUCAAAAAAAAAAAAAAAAAAAAAGGAAAAUUGAUAAGUGGAUCUUUGUUUGGUUUCUGAAUGUUUGUGUGUGUGUGUGACCAGUUUGCCACGUUCAAGUCCAAGUUUAUGCUAAAACAUUUUCAGAUCAGCACUGUUAGGGUAAUAUAGCACAAUUUCCAAUAAUUUGGAAACUGAUCUUACAGUGUGUUUGAAAUACCACUAUGGGACAAAGAUAUUAAAAUCUUGUCUUCCUGUGUCAUGGAUGCUUCGUGCUCAGGAUGUGGUUCUCACAGAGGCUGGAGCAUUAUUUUCCAUACCCUUUCCCCCCAUUUAGCUUCUAGCUACUUAGACAAAAUUGAGUAAAGAAGCCUUUACCUGAGAACCUUUUCACUGGUUGCCAUGCUUUUAAAGCUUUAAAAGCUUUUGCUGAAAAG